AUGGCCAUGACGGCCUCCUCACUCCUCCGACGCCGCCUCUUCUCUACCACCGCAACCCCGCGCGCAAACGACUUUACGCACUGCAUAAUCGGCGGCGGUAUAAUCGGCCUCUCUAUCGCACGCCAGCUCGCGCUCACGCACCCGUCCUCCUCGACCCUCCUUCUGGAGCGCCACCCCUCAGUAGGCACGGAAACCUCCAGCCGCAACUCCGAGGUGAUCCACGCAGGGCUAUACUACCCUCCCCUCUCCCUCAAGACGCGCCUCUGCAUCCGCGGCUCCUCGCUCCUCUACGCGUACUGCGAAACCCACCACGUCCCUCACAAACGCACGGGGAAAUGGUUACUCGCCCAGAACGCGGCCGAGCUGGAGGCGCUGCAGAGGCUACAUGAGCACGCGGAGGGGGUGGGCGUGCGGAUGAGGUGGGUGGGGAGGGAGGAGGUAAAGAGGAGGCAGCCGGGAGUGAGCGCCCUGGCGGGCGUGCUGGAGAGUGUAAACACCGGGAUCGUGGAUUCGCAUCAAUUAAUGCAGAGUCUGAGGGGCGGGAUCGAGGAGGCGGGAGGCGAUGUGGUCGUGGGCGCGGAGGUGGUGGGCGUAAAGGCGAGGGAGGGCAGGGAGGGGGAGGGGGAGGGGGGGUAUGAGCUCACUGUGGCCACGCGGGGGGAGGGCGGCGGGGAGGGUGGGGGGGAGGAGACAACGAUCACGGCGGACACGGUGGUUAACGCCGCCGGCCUGGGUGCGGUGGCCGUGGGCAAUCUCCUGCUGCCCCCCAGUCGUCACAGGCGCGCAUACUUCUGCAAGGGGACUUACUACGUCCCCACCUCCUCCCCCGCCCCCUCCCCCUCCCCUGUCCCCGCGCCGGCAGUUACAACCCUCCUCUACCCCGCACCCAUCCCGGGGCACGCGGGGUUAGGCACGCACCUUACCCUCGACCUCUCGGGCGCGAUCCGCUUCGGGCCGGACGUUGAGUGGGUUUCCAGCCCCGAGGACCUAACGGCAACGGACCGCGGGAUGGCGGCGGCCAGGGCCGAGAUUGCACGGUACCUUCCCGGCGUGGGGGAGCUGCGGCCGGAUUAUGCCGGUAUCAGGCCGAAGCUGCACCCCCAGGGCGGAGGGGGAGGGGGAGGAGGGGGGGUGGCGGGGACGGAUUUUUGGAUCAAGGAGGAGGACGGGUUUAAAGGGUGGGUUAAUCUGCUAGGGAUUGAGAGUCCUGGAUUGACGAGCUCUCUGGCCAUUGCGGAGUAUGUGGAGAGAAUCUUGUAUGGCAAGGGAGGAGCGGACGCUUCGUUGGUGGGAUAAUACCGGAUUGCUUCUCCCACGGUUCUUCACUUGGAACCAAUGUCUCGUUUCCUACGCUGUAGUCAUAAAACAAAUAUUACUUUUGUCAAUCGAUUUACAAAUAG
This is a messenger RNA of Tricharina praecox, 1400 nucleotides long. Its product is annotated as FAD dependent oxidoreductase. The record is from RefSeq and is a predicted model, not a curated record. The transcript is spliced from 3 exons. Gene Ontology annotation, molecular function: (S)-2-hydroxyglutarate dehydrogenase activity; (S)-2-hydroxy-acid oxidase activity. The coding region runs from base 1 to 1296 and encodes 431 amino acids. Gene Ontology annotation, cellular component: mitochondrion. Lineage: Eukaryota; Fungi; Ascomycota; Pezizomycetes; Pezizales; Pyronemataceae.